Messenger RNA from Aphanomyces invadans, 1782 nucleotides. RefSeq lists its product as hypothetical. The record is from RefSeq and is a predicted model, not a curated record. The transcript is spliced from 2 exons. Bases 497 to 1627 code for a protein of 376 amino acids. Lineage: Eukaryota; Oomycota; Saprolegniomycetes; Saprolegniales; Verrucalvaceae.
GCGAAGGAAUGGAGUCGAGAUCAUCGAGCUCCUGUCGACUUCGUCCGAAGAAGAGGACGAAGGCACGGGGAUAGAACGCUCAGUGGAGUGUUUAGAGGGCAGUGCCCGGUGCUUUGGCUCCUCCAGCAGUGCCGUCAGUCGGGCGGAUUCCCAUACACACACCCAAGGGGCCAACGGAGCGCAACGGACUUCACGACUUGAGCCGCCAGCUCUCAACAUCGUACCCAGCAAGAAGAAGAACCAACUGAAUCCCAACGACUCGCACUUGAGUUCACACAGACUUCGGCGUCGACGUCGACUGGAACAUUUACCAAGCCCUCAAAAAUCCCCUCCAAACGCGCCUUUGCAACUUGAACAAUGCCCUUCGUCAAAUGCACUUCCGUCUAUCAACCAAAGGACACCGUCACCACAAUGCAGCCUUCAAUCUCCCCAUGCUGAAUACACGUCCCAGACAUGGCACUUCGGGGAACCAACUCCACCCACUGUUCCGCAAUCAAUGGCGCUGGUCCCGUCCUCCUUUGAUCCGGAAGACGCGUUCGUUCAACUUGUUCGAGUGGCCCAUAGCCUACAAUCCGAAUGCUCAGACUACACGUACCUUCAUCCAACCUUCACAGUUCCAUCAGAGGCGCCAUGGCCGGUGGAAUGGGCAGGCCGGGAUGUCGAUGUGUCGGCAUUCCGUGAAGCGUACUGCGUGGGACAAUUGCGCGCAGAGACCGUCGCGCAGCUCUCUGCACUUCGGUUUGUCUGGGACGACGAUCUCGAAGCGCUCAAGUGGAAGGUGCACCUAGGUGCACUGUUCACGUACAAGAUUCUAUACGGCAAUGUUGCGAUACCGCCAUCGUUUCAUAUUCCAGUCACAGCAGCGGCGGCGGACCCGCCAUGGUCCAAGGAUAUUCGGCGCAGUGAGCUGCACCUCGGUGCCAUCGCCCACGCUUUACGGCUGAACCGUUCCACCAUGCCCGAGCUUCAACGUGAUCAACUGGACCACAUGGGGUUUGUGUGGGACCUGGCCGACGUGGAAUGGGCAAUUCGACUCGCUGCUUUGACAGCAUUCAAGCAUAUCCAUGGCCAUUUGCACGUGCCGACGACGUUUGUUGUGCCCGACGGCGACCCAGCCUGGCCUGCACCUACGUUCAACCUACCGCUUGGGUGGGUCGUCGUGUCGCUUCGACUGAAAAAGAACUCGCUAGCGUCGGACCGAGUGCAGUUGCUGACGAAGCUCGGGUUUGUUUUCAAACCGUGGCGAGUAGUUCACGCGCCGCCGCAACGACGCCAGGAGCCUGCACGCCAACGUGUGCCGCUUGGUUCGCGUCCUUCUCCUCCGGCACCACAGCGCAUCAUGCCGAAUCCCCCACCCAUUCCAUUGAAUCCGAUUCAAAAUCCUGGAACAGGUAUUCCGAGGCUGGUGGUGUCGCCCCACGCGUCAACAGGACUGCCCUCGGAACAGCGUCGACGUCCCGUUGUGACCAGGUACUGCACCGUGGAUGCAGACCUGCAUUACCUCGGCGCAUAUGCAUCGCCACGAUUCCCAAUGUUUCAAACGAGGGCUUUGCCAACGACGGUCGAGUGGACCGACUACGGCGAAGGUGUGCGGGGGGAAGUGGGCUGGUCAGCGUGGCCCUCGUAGUCACAGCUUGCCGCGAUGCCAAAAGCAAAAAUCGACUCGUGCUUGCUACGAGAACGCGCGAUGGCAUAUGAUUCGUGACAAGAUGGUUGGACUCUUGUCCUGCGCAUGCUGCUGCCAUCGCGAAACUCGCAUGCUGCUCGCUCCGUGGACUCGAG